GGAAAAAGCGCCAACUUGUGCUGAACCGUCCUAAUUGUCAAUACUCUGUAAAUGGCUCUAAAACUGGAUAUUCCGUGAAAUAUAUUCAACUUCAAUCUGGGAUGUCUCAUUCAGUGAGUGGCGUUGUUGCAUCUCUGUAGAAGAAAAAAAAAAUCACCCUCAAGCUGCCAGGAUAUAAAGAUGCCGGGUCUGCAGGGUGAAAAUGUUGUGGCGGCGCUGGGGAGCCCCAUCAAGAAGAGUAAACUGUCUCUGAAGUUCUUCCAGAAGAAGGAAACUAAACGGGCUCUCGAUUUCUCUGAACCCCAAGCAGAUGAACCCAAAACAGCUGAACCAGUGGAGCCUGAGGCAAGCAUCUGUGAUCAGGUGGUCCCUGGUCCUUCUCCAUGUCCAGCCUCACCUGGUCUCCUCCUGCCAUGUGAGAAAAGAGAGAACCUGGUGCCGUUUGUGGGACUCAACAACCUGGGCAACACCUGCUAUUUGAACAGUAUCUUACAGGUUUUGUACCACUGUCCAGGACUCAGAGCAGGCAUAAAGAAACUGUAUAACCUGUCUAAAAGAAAAGACGAACCAAAGGAAGAAACUGAUAACAGUGAAGAGCCACACUCCCAGCAGUCAGAAGGUUUAACUGAGUCAGUGCCAGCUCAUAUUGAACUCCUCGGAAGCUUCAACAGUCUGAUAACAUCAGUGGAGCAGCUGCAGUCCAGCUUCCUGCUCAACCCCGACAGCUUCAGUGAAGGAGAGCUCGCCACACCACCUCGUAAAAUACUACACACACUCAGGCAACUGAACCCUAUGUAUGAAGGCUAUCUUCAGCAUGAUGCCCAGGAGGUGCUGCAGUGCAUCCUGGGAUAUAUCCAGGAGGCUUGUGACACCAUCAGGAAGGAGCAAGAGCUGGGGAGGGAGAAUGAUGAUGCGACAGAAGUCAAAAUGGAGAAUGGUGACCAUUUAGGUUCCUGCAACACUUUAACAGAACCCAAAACUCCCACAGACGAGGACGGCCAAGUCAGCGGCAAGAGAAAGAGUGACACUGAGGUGGGAAAUGCCAAGAAGAAGCCAAAAUCUGUCAAGUCUAAGAAAGCUGAUGCAGAGGAAGACAGCAUUAGCAGAAAUAAACCCCUCACACGCUCCAAAAGGAAGUCCUCCAGUGACAUCACGAUGGACAGUGCCCAAGAUAAAGAUGGAGAAGAGGAGGCCAAGCAGGAGGGGAUGAAGAAGCUAAAUGGGGAGGAGGAAGUAGUGAGCGAUGGUGAGGGGAAAGGUGAAAAGACAACUAAAGAGGCAGAUGGGAAGAAGAAGAAAAGAGCUAAGCUGGGCUGGUUGAGGCCUUCUGGGAAACAGCCGAGUAUUUUCUCCAAGUUCCGCAGUGUGGGGAAGAUCAGCUCCACGACUGUGAAGAACCAGAACAAGCCAGAGCAGGAGAACGGACAGAGUGACGGACAGAGUCAGAAUGAGAAGAGCAGUGAUGAGGGAUCACCACAAACCAUGGCAGAAGACAAGACGGCAGUGAAACAUCAAGAGGGCCUGGAUCUGAUGGAGCGCUUGUUCCAGGGCCGACUGGUUCUGAGGACUCGGUGUCUGGAGUGUGAAAGCUUCACGGAGAGGAGAGAGGACUUUCAGGACAUCAGUGUCCCAGUGCUCGAUGACCAACCCAGCAGCCCAGACAACCUCUCAGAGGUCUCUCCAGACCCAAAACCAGAGCUGAAGACUCUGAAAUGGGCCAUUGCCCAGUUUGCUUCAGUGGAGCGCAUCGUUGGCGAGGACAAAUACUUCUGUGAGACCUGCUGUCAUUAUGCAGAGGCUGAGAGGAGUCUGCUGUUUGACAAAACUCCUGAAGUGAUCACCAUUCAUCUGAAGCGCUUCUCUGCCAACAGUUUAGAACUGGACCCGUAUGCAGGCCUCUCCAAAGUGAACACUCCUUUGCAGACUCCUUUGACCUUGUCUCUGGAGGAGUGGUGCACCCGUCCCUCGUCCACUAAAGGUCAACACUAUCAGCUGUUUGCUGUGGUCAUGCACAGCGGUAUCACGAUCAGCAGCGGCCACUACACCGCCUACAUCCGCAUGUCUGAUCUGAAAGAUGUGAAGCUGUGGCUGCACGACAGAAAAGAAACAGAAAAGGAGGAAGAAGAGGAGAAGGAACGCAAAGAGGGAGCACAGGUGAAAGAUGAAGUGCUGGACUAUGAUGAUGGAGAAGUGUCAUUCAGCUUGAAUGCAAGGGGACAGAGAGGUGCAAGUUUGGCCAACGGCAAAACGGGGGGAAAAAAGCUGUCUGAGGGUGGAGUUGGACUCUUGGGGGGCCAGAGGAGUUUGUCCAGUUAUGACCUUGGGAACAGCAGCAGCAAACACACAGAUAAAGGAGCCAGCAGUGGAACAAGGGAGGGAACUAAACGGAGAAAAACUAUCAACAGUCUGGGCCGCAAUACUGAAGCAGGACUUAAAAAGGAGCCUGAGACAGGAGAGGAGGCUUCUGGGACUUCCUGUGGCGGGUUGGGGACCACAGAGCAGCAGGCUUUGAACAGCCUCCUGGAGUAUGAAGGCAAAUGGCUGCUGUUUGAUGACUCUGAGGUGCGAUUAUUUGAGGAGGAGGAUUUCCUGCGAGCCUGCUCUCCUGAGACGUGCUCCUCAUCGACACCUUACCUGCUGUUCUACAGAAAGAUGCCUGAACCUGGAUGCUAACACGAACACAAGGACUGCUGUUAACUCAGGGGGCUGUGCCAGUCGGACAUUUUGGCAGCUGAGCGCUUAGAAAGAAAGACUGUUGUAUUUUGCAAUACUACAAACAGUGCCAAAAAUACUCUGGCUUCCACAUUAGACCCUGAACUGGAGCUACUUUUCAGCCUAGAAUCCAUCUGAGGCCAAGGCUGUUUACACAUUCUCUUAGACUGCAGUUUGGGUUCAGAGUUGUUUCAUAGAAACAACCUAAUGGGGAUAUUAUUUUCUAUGUGCCAGGGAGGACAAAGCCUUUUUUGGGAUAAUUUUUUUUUUUUUUUUUGGUACAGGGUCUUUUCACUGUCUGUACUAUUAUUUCUUUGACGCUGGCUUUGAUAUUGUCAUUGUCUAUACCAUGUCCUUUUUUUUUGUUUGUUUUCUCAGUCACUGAGUUUGUGUGGUUCCUUUUUACAAAAUGGAAAAGCACUUUUAAACUAAAAUCCCACAGUCAUACAAAAUGUUGGGAAAUAUUUUUUUUUCUAGCUAAAGAUUUUUUAUAUGUUCUGUCCAGUUGGAUUUACAGGAGAUUAUGUCAGUGCUGUGUUUUCAAACCGAUCACACAACUUUUGAAAGCCAAAUAAAACACAAAAUCCUUUCCAUUCACGUUCUGAAGCAGAACAUGCUGCAGAAAUUUUUCCUUGCAAAGUUUCUCAUACCAGCCUUUUUGAAAGUUUUCCUCUACACUAAUUCCUUGUUCUCAAGUUUUCACAUAAAAGUUUUUGUAUAACUCAAGCCUGACUUUGGUGCUGUCUGUGCUUAUGAAUUCUGCAGAGUUGAAGUGAUUUAUUGAGCUACAGUUAAGAGAUAUUUGCAUAAAACACACCAAAAUGUUAAGUAUCUAAUAUAUACAAAGCUUUUACAUAUUUUAUUGAUACUGCUAAUAUUCAAGUAGUUUAUUCAGGGUGCAGAGUUUCUCACUUGGCUUUUUCAAGGUGCCAAUUCAGUGUGAAUAAAAUUAAAGCUUUCAGGUUUUUAUAAGAUUUGUUUGACAAGGUUAUGAAAGACUGUCUCUUAUCUAAUUUAGUGUGUAACAUUUUGUAUAUUUUAACGUACAAAUCAGGUGUGAAAUCUGGAUGUUAUUUAAAGGGUUAGCUUCUUAAAUUUAUUCUGUUACUUAAGUUGUAUUUUAGUUUUACGUCUUGAGGAGAAAGAAGAGUCAGAGACAGGAGGGUUUAAAGUAGGGCUGCAACUAGUAAGUAUUUUCUUAAUCAGUCAUUUGGUUUAUAAAAUGUCCCAUUGCAAUUUCCUAAAGCUCUGGCUGACAUCUUCAGGUGGCUUGUUUUGUUUCACCAACAGUCAAAAAAUCCAAAGAUAUUCAGCUUAUUAUCAUAGAAAGUGAUAGUUUUCAUUUAAAUCUGACUCAAAACAACUAAUCAAUUAUCAAAUUGCUGCCAAUUACUGAGUAUCUGAGAAAAUGGACUAACCGUUGCAGCUCUAGUUUAAAACAUACGGAGCAAACCCCUGCCCAGCAAGACUCUGACUUCCUGUUUUUAUGUUUUUUUGGAUUCUUUUUUUUUUUUUUCAAGAAAUGUCUGUUAGAAAGCUUCAGACAAAACAAACAAGCACAAGGCAUCUGAGCAGUUCUCAAACAACUGCACAUGGACAAAUUUAUAAAUCCAAAUCAAGUUUGAAAGAAACUAAAUCCAGAAUCUCAAGUGAAACCAAUCUUUUUAAGACAGGUAUAGAUUCUGUAGCUUUCUGUCUUCACUGCUGCAUACUUGCAGCUGUGGGCAGUUUGUAAUAAUUGUGCUAAUUGUGGCUGAGAGCAUCACAAGCUAGUCAAAUAAAUAAUGUCCUUUUGUCUUUUUGAGACACGAUGGCCACAAAAAUGGGCUUUGAAUCUACCAUCUACUAAAUCUAUGAAAACAAGCUGGAGAAAAUUAUGCAAGAUUUCAACAUGAAAUUCACAAAAUCCAGAAUUUGAUGUGCGCUUACGAAUCUAUGUGGAGGCUCAAAUAAUGACAUCAGAGUUGAUCACAACUUGGAUCUGUUUUGUGCUGAAUCAAUGGUUUGUUGUUAAUAAUAUUCCAUUGCUCUGUGUGAAAAAUAAGUUCAGAGGGUAUCAUGUCUGUAUCGUUUGAAAUGUUCUGUAAAGGUGACAUCGUUCAUCUCAGGUUCAGCAAAGUGUCUAGAAGUCCAAUCAUUGUUUCAGGGAUUGACUCUAAAUUUUGACUCUAGUUCUAAUUUAGCUGUGUUCUUAAGUAAUACAUUGUGAGCAAUAUUCAGAUAUUUCACUAUAAAUCACAUCACUGGGGAAAGGUUUUUGAGGCUAGUUUUGAUAUUUAACAAAAAUGCUUACAGACUCGGAUUAAUAUGACAUGAAACCAGCCCUGCUAAGUCCUUUAAACUAUUCCUCAUUCCAGCUGUAAUUAUAUUAAUGUUGGCAGAUCUGUAUUAUGAGCAAUAAAGUUUUUUACCUUCUGGUGA
Toxotes jaculatrix (banded archerfish) is the source of this 5133-nucleotide messenger RNA. It is a transcript of the gene usp1, whose product is annotated as ubiquitin specific peptidase 1. NCBI's taxonomy places the organism in Eukaryota, Metazoa, Chordata, Actinopteri, Toxotidae. Gene Ontology annotation, molecular function: cysteine-type endopeptidase activity; cysteine-type deubiquitinase activity. The record is from RefSeq and is a predicted model, not a curated record. Bases 181 to 2673 code for a protein of 830 amino acids. Gene Ontology annotation, cellular component: nucleus; cytosol. Gene Ontology annotation, biological process: protein deubiquitination. The transcript has 9 exons.